Thelazia callipaeda (thelaziosis nematode) is the source of this 861-nucleotide messenger RNA. The record is from the annotation of a GenBank genome assembly. NCBI's taxonomy places the organism in Eukaryota, Metazoa, Nematoda, Chromadorea, Rhabditida, Thelaziidae.
GCUUUUGGACGUCCUAGCACGCUUUUACCAUUGUUUUAUGUUGUGAAUAUUACACGGAGUAAUGGAAAAAUGCGUGAAAUCCCCGAAAAACGUCGAGUUUUUCAGCUGAAAAAUUUCCUUAGUUUACCUUCGCAACAGUAUUGCAAUAUUCAUACUGAUAUACGCUUCCCAGAUAUGUUUGAUCAGCGUGCUACCAUUGAUCCAACAAAAUCAGCCAAGUCCGUAGAAGAUAAACGACGUGUAAAGCACCAGGGAAUUUUGUUUGGCAUUGGUGGUGCCACUUACUUUAUUUUGGCAACAAAACUUGUUCAAGGUGUUGUAAAUUUCAAAUAUAUCCCUCAAGAUCAGUUGGCUCUUAGCACAUUAGAGAUUAAAUUGGAUGGAAUAGCUGAAGGACAAGUUGUGAUACUUUUACUUCUUGAACUUGCAAUUGAUUAUUUAUAUCAAAUUAAAAUCACUCAACAAAAUACAAAAUUACGCAGAAGAAAUGAAUAUAAAAAAUUAUUACGUUAUUUUAUGUGCCAGACGUAUAAAUGGCGUGGUAAACCAUUAUUUGUAAAGCAUCGGACAGCACAAGAAAUUGAAGAAGCAAAAAAUGUAAAUUUGAAUGAAUUACGAGAUCCCGUGAAGGAUGAAGAUCGUGUCAAACGUCCUGAAUGGCUGAUUCUGAUUGCGAUUUGUCCACAUUUAGGAUGUGUUCCCAUACAUGGAAAAGGUGAAUAUAAUGCUUGGUUAUGCCCAUGUCACAGUUCGUCAUUUGACACGUCCGGUCGUAUUCGAAAAGGACCUGCACCAAAUAAUCUCGUAGUACCACCAUACCGAUUUCAUGAUGAUAAUACCGUAGUAAUUGGAGACGAAUGA